Molecule: messenger RNA, 855 nt
Organism: Necator americanus (New World hookworm)
Lineage: Eukaryota; Metazoa; Nematoda; Chromadorea; Rhabditida; Ancylostomatidae
Exons: 3
Coding region: 1-855 (284 amino acids)
Molecular function (GO): structural constituent of cuticle
Source: RefSeq, a predicted model, not a curated record
AUGGACGAGAAAAAGGACUCGUUGAGGGGCGUAGCCUUUGCCGCAGUCGUCUUUUCCACCGUAGCCGUCUCGGCAUGUUUGGUCACCUUCCCUCUGGUGUUCCAUUAUGUACAAACACUACAGGCUACAGUACAGGGUGAGGUCGAAUAUUGUAAGUCGCGAUCACGAGACAUGUGGCGCGAAAUGGUCGAAGUAACGCCGGAAGGUGGUGAAGACUCAUUAGAUGUCCUUCUCCGUGCAACUCGUCAGGCAGAAGCGCAGUGUUGUACAUGUCAACAAGGUCCACCUGGUCCUGACGGUCUUCCCGGACCUGAUGGCAAAGAUGGUGCCCCGGGCGCCGGCCCCGGCGAACCCGGACCUCCUGGACCGGAUGCGGAACUCCACGACCGUCUCCUACCUGUACCACCUCAAUGUCCGUGCAUGGCUGCUCCUGGAAUGCCAGGACCACCUGGACCUCCCGGACAGGACGGCGCUCCAGGACAGCCAGGCGGCAACGGAAACGACGGAGGCCCAGGACAGCAAGGACCCGCUGGACCACCAGGACCACCUGGACCUCCAGGACAGCCUGGACAACGUGGACCACCCGGCGAGCCCGGACAAUUGGUACCUGGUGGACCUGCACCCGCUGGUCCACCUGGGCCUACUGGACGACCAGGAGCGCCUGGACAACCAGGAAAAGCAGGAGUACCUGGAAGGGAUGGAGAGAAUGGAAGUCCUGGACCUACUGGAGAACCUGGACAACGUGGACCACCGGGACCACCUGGACCCGCUGGUGGCCCUGGAAACCCAGGAGAGAACGGAUCUCCUGGAAGUUGCGACCAUUGUCCUCCAGCUCGUCUUGCUCCAGGAUAUUAA